Messenger RNA from Musca vetustissima, 2070 nucleotides. Its product is annotated as regulator of G-protein signaling 7-like. Bases 79 to 2049 code for a protein of 656 amino acids. Gene Ontology annotation, biological process: G protein-coupled receptor signaling pathway; intracellular signal transduction; regulation of G protein-coupled receptor signaling pathway. NCBI's taxonomy places the organism in Eukaryota, Metazoa, Arthropoda, Insecta, Diptera, Muscidae. The transcript has 4 exons. The record is from RefSeq and is a predicted model, not a curated record.
AGACAACAAAACGAGUGCCACAUUGGGUCACUCAGGGCGGCGAAGGCAACGGCGCUCACCAAUCCACGUGCUGGGGCCAUGGAGCCGCCUGGCGGUGUACCGCCAGAUAGAGAUCGUCAAUUGGUAUUAAAACAGAUGGUGACAUUUCAUGAACGUCCCGAUGCCAGUCUGUGCGGCAAGGGUGGCACCCCAAUUCCCACUACAGCUGUCACUCCCAAUCCGGCAUUUGCCUCAACGGCCACUGCAUAUUCGGCCACAACGCAGGCUGCCACGGCCUUCAGUGGUUCAUCGAUUGGUCAUGCCUUGGUAAAACAUCAUGGUGGUCCGGCACAACAUUCCGCGGCAUCGUUGCAGGGCAACUCGUCGGGUUCGUCGCCAUCACAACAACAUGGCAGUGGUAGCAGCAGUAGUAGUAGUUCGACCACUUUACAGUCAUCAACAUCGACUGCAAGUGGUAGUACCACGCAACAGCAAACGUUAGAGAAGCUGUCGAGGCCCAUGGCAUUCGAUAAGAUGGAAGCCCUAGUCCGAGAAAUGCAAGAUCCCGAACAUGGAGUACCAGUAAGGCAACAAAAGAUGUUUCUCACUUCCAUUCCUUAUGCCUUUAUGGGUUACGAUCUUAUCGAAUGGCUUAUGGAUCGCCUACAAAUCGAAGAAUCCGAAGCGCUGAACAUUGCCAAUCAAUUGUGUUUGCAUGGUUACUUUUUCCCCGUGAACGAUUCCAAAACGCUGUCCGUCAAAGACGACUCUUCUCUGUAUCGCUUUCAGACACCCUACUAUUGGCCGUGGCAACAUAAGGCACCCGAUAAUGUUGAAUAUGCCAUCUAUUUGGUUAAACGUACGCUGCGUAAUAAACAACGUCACGCCUUGGAAGAUUACGAAGUGGAGGCAUUAUCCUCAUUACAUAAAAAUCUCAAAGGAAAAUGGGAAAUUAUCUCGAUGCAAGCUGAGGAACAAGUACGUUUGGCCAAGGAACGUAAGAAGGGUGAAAAAAUUGUAGGUGACUCACAGGAGCGGGCCUAUUGGCGAGUGCAUCGUCCACCACCGGGACAAUUUACACCAUUGGAACCGUGUCCGGUGCCAUCAAGAGAUCGUCAGGGCACAAAGCAGAAUAAAAAGAAAACCCUCGAGGAUAUGCAACGUGAUGUAGAUUAUUUGAAAAAGUCCCUCAAUCGUACACGAAUGAAAAUGUCACAGGCCUGUGAAUCAUUGGUAACCUAUUCGGAAACAUUUUCCGAUUAUGACUUUUUCCUACAACCUGUCUUGCCCUCAAAUCCAUGGGUCACCGAAGAUACCACCUUCUGGCAGUUGAAUAAUACUUUUGUUGAUAUUCCAACGGAAAAACGGGUAAAACGUUGGGCCAUUUCCAUAGAAGAGUUGGUGUCAGACCCCACCGGUCUGCAGGAGUUCACCACCUUUUUGGAAAAAGAAUACUCUCAUGAAAAUAUACGUUUUUGGAUAGCGGUAAAUCGUUUGCGUAGGUCUGCUCACUCUCAGGUGCCACGUAAAGUCCAGGAGAUAUAUGAGGAAUUCCUUAAACCUGGCGCUCCCUGUGAAAUCAACAUCGACGGCAAGACCAUGGAAAGUGUUCUGAAGGGCCUCAAGAACCCCUCACGCUUCACCUUCGAUGCCGCCUCCGAUCACAUCUACAUGCUGUUGCUAAAGAAGGACUGCUAUCCUCGUUUCAUACGUUCCGAUCACUAUAAGCGUCUGGUGGAGACGGGCAUCCAGCCCUCGCACAAGAAACGUUUCUUCAACUUUGGCGGUGUCAGUGGUGCCAAAAAGAAAAUGACUGCCGCCUUGUCCAGCCAACCGAAUCUGGGUGGCAACACAGAGUCCAGUAGCAAGAGUACAAUGGCUGCCAGUGGUAAUUCGUUUAUAAUGUCCACGGCCCCGCCACCGGGAAGCUUGACUAGGCGACGCGGCAGUGAUCGUAGUCUAAGCGGUUCCGCUCAUGAGCUGGCGGUAAUGGGUGUGAACAAGGAUAGCAGCUCCAAGGUGCCACAUUCUCAUUCGCAGAGUAAUCUAAGUGAGAUACCGUUCAGGUAAGUGAGCCCAUCCCCCCAAAAA